Messenger RNA from Hemicordylus capensis (graceful crag lizard), 423 nucleotides. RefSeq names its product cell cycle exit and neuronal differentiation 1 (gene CEND1). The record is from RefSeq and is a predicted model, not a curated record. Gene Ontology annotation, biological process: cerebellar Purkinje cell differentiation; cerebellum development; cerebellar granular layer maturation. The transcript has a single exon. Bases 1 to 423 code for a protein of 140 amino acids. Lineage: Eukaryota; Metazoa; Chordata; Lepidosauria; Squamata; Cordylidae.
AUGGAGUCCAAAGGAAGUGCCCGAAGUGGAAACAAGCCUGAUGCCAAGACCACCAGCUCAGGAAAGCCUGAAAAGCCUAACCCUGGGCCUGUUGCUCCUUCUGAUAAGAAAGAACCCCUAUCUAAGGAGCACCCGGGCCCGGCUGCCACUACUCCAGCAAAAAAGGUGGCAGCUUCAGCAAAUGAGGCCGCACUGCUGAACAACCAUAGCAACAUGAAGCCUAGUCCUGCAGCGGCAGCAACAGAAGGUCCUGAAGCGACGGGUCUUUCUGGUGACUCGGAGCACAAAGGGAGCGAUGGAGAGGAAUCGCCAGGCAGCAGCCUCUUUGAGAACAUGAAGCCGCUGAUCAUCGUUGGAGGAGCAGCAGCAGUAGCUGUCAUAGCUGUGAUUGUGGGAGUGGCCAUCCUAGCUCGGAAAAAAUAA